AUGCUCCACAUCUUUAAAUGCAUAGUUAGCCAAAAAGAUAGACCUGAUUCCGCCAGCUGCCUCCCAGGCUGCAACCAGAUGUACCAUAACGUGCUUGAGCUGGAGAUGUGUUUAUAUUCCUCGGACCACCUCACCUACCGCUUCCAGUGCUGGGACUUCGUGCACCUGGGCGCCGUGGGGGAGACCGUGCUGCACCUGUGUGUCCUGAACGCGACUUCAGUGCACAACGAUCUUGCAAAGCGCCUUAUUCGUCACUUCCCUAAUAUCAUCAAUGACAUUUACUUGUGCGACGAGUAUUACGAUCGACCAAGGGAGGAACCAGGCUGGGGUCGGAGAGCCAACGGCUGGAACAAUCCUGACCGCGAGAACGUUCUGCACAUCGCCAUCGUGAACGAGGACCCGGCCAUGGUCAAGUUCCUGCUGGACAACGGCGCCAACUACCACGAACGCUGCCUCGGAAACUUUAUGUGUCCGGAAGACCAGAAGUACUCUAGGGCCGAUUCGCUCGACCAUGAAUGGGUUGACCUCUGCCUCCCGACCAAUUACGAUGGAUACGUGUACUGGGGUGAAUAUCCGCUCAGCUUCGCCGCGUGUCUCGGACAAGAGGAAUGCUACCGACUCAUCUUGGCCAAGGGAGCCAAUCCUGACAUGCAAGACACGAACGGCAAUACUGUUGCACACAUGAUGGUCAUAUACGACAAAAUGGACAUGUUCGACAUGGUGUUUGAGGCAGGCGCAAGUAUCAGCAUCAGAAACCGACAAGGGUUAAUUCCCAUGACACUUGCGGCCAUUCUUGCCCAUCGCGACAUCUUCUUCCACAUCUUAAACAUCGAGAGGGAAAUAUAUUGGCAGAUUGGAAACAUCACUUGUGCUGCCUAUCCUCUCGAUUACCUGGACACCAUCAGCUGCGACACGGGAGAAACGCAGACAAAAUCCGCCCUUAAUCUUAUAGCUUAUGGGAACAAAGAGGCUCACUUGGAUCUGAUGGAAGGCCCGAUCGUCGAUCUCCUGAAGACUAAAUGGGAGGCCUUCGUCAAAAAAAAAUUCAACAACCUGUUCUUCGUGUUCCUGGGCUACUUCCUGAUAUCCAUGGGCGCAUACGUGAACCGCCCCGUGCCCUGCACCUCCUCGGCCACUGCGAUGGCCACCAAGAAGCCCCUGGCCAUCAUGGAGCUCAAGGGAUACGGCAUCACCUGCGUCAACGUGACGGUGGCGCUCGCGCCCAACGUCACCGUCGAGGACCCUACGGUGCGGUAG
Messenger RNA from Penaeus chinensis, 1257 nucleotides. RefSeq names its product transient receptor potential cation channel subfamily V member 5-like. The transcript has 10 exons. Gene Ontology annotation, molecular function: calcium channel activity; protein binding. Gene Ontology annotation, biological process: calcium ion import across plasma membrane. Gene Ontology annotation, cellular component: membrane. NCBI's taxonomy places the organism in Eukaryota, Metazoa, Arthropoda, Malacostraca, Decapoda, Penaeidae. The record is from RefSeq and is a predicted model, not a curated record. The coding region runs from base 1 to 1257 and encodes 418 amino acids.